UUGAAAUUCGAUAUAACCCUACUUUUUUUAUUUAGAGCACUUUGCCACGAAUGUAACCUAAGAGAGAAAGCGUCUGGUUCUAGCCGCCUUAUAUGUUUCAAAUGCCAUGGCUUUAUUGAGGAAGGACAGCAAUUGAAGUAUAUUUCCGAAGUCUAUCACGCUUACCACUUUAAUUGCUCAUCGUGUGGCUUUGAAUUGAGUGCCGAUGCCAGGGAAAAGGAUGGCGAGCUCUUCUGUCUGAGAUGUCACGAUAAAAUGGGCAUACCAAUCUGCGGUGCCUGCAGGCGGCCUAUCGAAGAACGAGUGGUGCAUGCUCUUGGUAAGACGUGGCAUGUCGAACACUUCGUCUGUGCUAGAUGUGAAAAGCCAUUCCUGGGUUCAAGACAUUAUGAGAAAAAAGGCUUGGCUUAUUGCGAGUUACACUACCAGCAACUUUUUGGUAUGCUGUGCUAUGCAUGCAACCAAGUUGUUGCAGGAGAGACUGUUUAUGCUCUCAAUAAGGCGUGGUGUGUCGAUCAUUUUGGGUGCAGCGUUUGCGACAGGCGGUUAAGUCCAAAAACUAAAUUUUACGAGUUCGAUAUGAAGCCUGUGUGCAAAUCAUGCUACGAACUGUUCCCAGCAGAGCUACGCAAACGUAUUGCCAAGAUGCACAAAAUGGAGGACUAG
This is a messenger RNA of Protopolystoma xenopodis, 666 nucleotides long. Lineage: Eukaryota; Metazoa; Platyhelminthes; Monogenea; Polystomatidea; Polystomatidae. The record is from the annotation of a GenBank genome assembly.